GCGUCACUCCCUUAAGGUGUCUCACCUGUACUCGUCGUGACACCAGAGUCUUGCGAGAAGCGAGACGAGACUUGUGACGUCGGGGGGUUACCUGUCUGGCAGGAAUCAAGGAGCGGGGUGUAAACGGCUAUGCAGGACGUUUAAGCAGCGAUCCGGGACUGCGGCCUGUGUUAAGAAAAGCAGCACAGUCGAGCGGUCCUGCAUGUGUAGCAAUGUCCCGACCCAACCCGGUGGCUGCCACACGUGGCCGGACAUCACCCCUUAAUAACCAUUCUUCAGCCCAUCGAACCUCAGCAACGCCACCGGCAAACAAGUCUACCUCCAGACGAAAGAGCCCCCCAGAAGACAUAACGUUCAUUUCAGGUUCUGCUGAAUCUCCUCCCGAGGAGCCACCCUGCUGCCCUUCACUCUGCGGAGCAUGGGCUGCCUAUAAAGCUGUUUUGUGUUAUGUGGUAUCUUGCAGUCGCUGCCUUCAAAAAGACCCUGAUAUAUAUAUAACAUACCCCCUGGAAGUCAGGGAUAUCGGACCCCACAAUGGUCAUUCUGCUGGAAGCCCUCAUCCGCCCCGUGCUAUUGAAAGGGGCAAGAAAGCUGGGCUUGGUAACAGCUUUAGUUAUCCAGAUGUUAAGCUAUUGGGGGUUCCUGUUUACAACAAGCAGCCAUGUCCAGUCAAAACAGAAACAGAUGCUACAAAAGACUACACCACUUCUGUUUCACAGCUUGCCCCUCGUACCUCCGCAGGUGACUACUAUUCAUUGCAGGAGUCUGAUCCUGAACUUUCAAGGUGGAGCAGCUCCAUGUCCAGUGCAGAAAUAGAUGUGUUGAUAUGGCACAAGCUGACUGAACUGUUCAGUCUCCAUCAAAUUGAUGAACUAGCAAGGUGUACCUCAGAAACUGUUUUCUUGGAGAAGAGCGGCAUGAUAACAGAUUUGAUUAAUAGCCUGACACAGGAUUACCAACUGGAAGAGCAGGAUGCAGAAUGUCGGCUGGUGCGAGGAAUUAUUCGUAUCAGCACUCGUAAAGUUCGUCAACGUGGGGGAGAAAAGGGCUAUGGAGGCCAGCAGAAUAAUAGCCGGAAUGGUGGCAAGGCACCAGACAGUGGCAAUGACACCAUGCACGAGUCUGGACUGACAAGCCAGGAUGAUCUGGAUGUACAGAUAUCAGAAGAGACAACAUCAGACCUCAAAGCAAGAAACAUGAGGAGAUACAGCACACCAGAAAGGGUUAGGCAUUUGUCCUCUGACCGUCCUCAGUGAAUAUGCUGUAUAAAGAAACAGGGACACCUUUGUUGAAAGAUGAUUCUCUACAAGACACAGAGACCGAUUCUUCAGGAACACCUCUGCUAAAAGUAUAUUGUUAACUACUGAAGACUGUAGAGCAGGAUCAUCUAAAUGGAGGUGCUGAUCGAAAUAGAGUGCCACUCUGAUGUACAUAAUGGGACUCUUGAUGAAGUGCAAUAUUAAACACAGGAUUCAAGUGCCUUUCAAAAGGAUAAGGACACAGCCUUUUGUCUCAUUGUACUGCAAUCCUGCUGCCCAGAUUCUGAUUUACUGUUCGUGCCGAUUGGGGGAACAGGACUGAAAUACAUAAUGUUUGUUGUAUGAACGUUUCAGUGGGAUUUUUAAUGCCAUGCUCACGUGGAUUUUUUUUUUUAUAUAUAGACACUUUAUAGAACUUGCAGAUGGAUCUAUUUUUUCCCAUAUUACUUUCACCUGCUGAAAGAAUAUUUUGACUGUACACUUCAAAAUUGCACAUGAUAGCCUUGUUGGUAGUGAUGCCGCAAGAAAGGAAGUAUGUCUUUAUGCAGGAAAAGGAAAGGCCAGGUUUCUACAUGACCGGACUGUGGAAAGGUCAGAAUGUAGCUUUUGUGCAGUUCUCUUACUGUACAGCCCACCUUCUAAUAUAGGUUUUGGUAUUUCACAAAUAGAGGAAAUGGUAUGUGGAAUAUGUUAAAGUUUUAAUACAAUGUAUUCAGAAAACAUUACAGUGGGUGGAGAAGCAGAAUCAUUAAAUAGAUACUUGUAAUGAA
Xenopus laevis (African clawed frog) is the source of this 2029-nucleotide messenger RNA. It is a transcript of the gene kdf1.S, whose product is annotated as keratinocyte differentiation factor 1 S homeolog. The record is from RefSeq and is a predicted model, not a curated record. The transcript is spliced from 5 exons. Lineage: Eukaryota; Metazoa; Chordata; Amphibia; Anura; Pipidae. Gene Ontology annotation, biological process: keratinocyte development; regulation of epidermal cell division. The coding region runs from base 213 to 1256 and encodes 347 amino acids. Gene Ontology annotation, cellular component: cell junction.